Messenger RNA from Cinara cedri, 465 nucleotides. Lineage: Eukaryota; Metazoa; Arthropoda; Insecta; Hemiptera; Aphididae. The record is from the annotation of a GenBank genome assembly.
AUGAACGGUAAAGACAAAGAUGGGGACGACGACGCGUACAGUAACGUGUACAUGAAUCGGAAAUCGCAGGCACGCGAGAAGCCGAAAAAACGGUGCCCCUGCAUUCCGCCGCAGUCCAGCAACAGCAGAAAAAGCCGGGCGGACGGCUGUGGCGGCGGCUGUGGCGGCUGUGGCGGCGGUCCCGGCUGCGGCGCCCGGUGCGCGCCGGACCGUUAUUGCAACGAGGCGCCGCACAGGAGGCCCAGGUACGACCCGGACGACGAGUACAAUCGCUAUACCUGCAGCAGCGAGAACGUCGUCGGGGCCCGCGGUUCGGCGGCGUCCGCGUUCGGCGGGUGGAUGAUGUCGACGGCCGACUGGAUUUGGGACCGCCGGUUCCAGUUCGUGUUGCCCGCCAUGUGCUAUUUGCUCGGCGUCUUCUCGUGCGAUUACUGCAGCUCGUGCGACUGCAGUGCGACGGUCUGA